AUGUCGAUGAAUAUAAAAAAUAGCUUGCGCUUGGACCAUGAGUUGUACGGCUACGCAACUCCGGGCAAGAUAGAUAGCUUUAAGGACACCAUUCAAAGGAAGCUUGUGGCAGAUGAAGUACAUGAUCCCAAUGCUCACGUUUGGCAGUCUCGACUAAGCUUUCACAAUAAUAAGAACACAUUCCUUCACAUAGCUGCAAGCUCCGGCCAUGCGAAACUAGCAGCUGAGAUCAAACAAUUUCACAAGCCUCUUUGGUUUGAGCAAAACUUUGAGGGCGACACUGCGCUCCAUAUUACGGCCAAAGCCGGGGAAUUAGAUACAGCAAUCACUCUUCUCCGUGAAGCCCGAGGCGUUGAUAAUAAUGAUCAUGAUGUAUCCAGGUUGCUGACCGAGACGAAUAAUGAGAGGAACACUCCCUUACACGAGGCCCUGAUUCAUGGUCACCAAUUAGUAGCAAAGUGUUUGAUAGAGGGCGCCAGUUCUAGCGUCCCUUUUUAUGUUAAUAAGGAAGGAAAGAGCCCUUUGUAUCUGGCUGCUGAGGAAGGGUUUGAUGAGAUCGUGAAACUAAUAAACAAAAAAGCAGUUGAGGAAAAGCCAGAAUUUCUUGUUAUUAAAGGCAAGUCUCCGUUGCAUGCUGCAAUUCUUGGCCGCCGGAACAAUGGCAGUCGCAUCUCUGAUUGUCAUCAAAUGGAUCAUGGCGGCAACUUUCCAAUCCAUUCAGCAUCAAGCAAAGGUCAUGUCAAGAUUGUUAAAGAGCUGCUUCGACAUUGUCUCGAUUCAAGGGACUUGAAGAACUCUAAUGGCGAAAAUAUACUCCAUGUUGCAGCAAGAUGCGGUAAAGACAAUCUUGUCAAAUAUUUUCUCAAAAAGGGUGAGUUUCGAAUGUUGAUAAACCAAAAGGACAGCAACGGAAAUACUCCUUUACAUUUGGCAACGAUGCACCACCAUCCCAAGGUUGUCUACAGAUUGGCUUGGGAUACAAGGACAAACUUAAAGCUCUUGAAUGGUAGAAGCAUGACAGCUCUUGACAUUACAAAAAGCCCUUUGGAAACUAUUGCAUCAUAUCAUGGGGUAAGUUAG
Prunus armeniaca (apricot) is the source of this 1080-nucleotide messenger RNA. NCBI's taxonomy places the organism in Eukaryota, Viridiplantae, Streptophyta, Magnoliopsida, Rosales, Rosaceae. The record is from the annotation of a GenBank genome assembly.